UGGGGUGGGACAGCCGGAGACGACUGUGCUCCCAGUCGCUCAGUCCGCGCCCCGACACGCAAUCACACGCACACACUUCUUCUUGGUUAGGGACGGAGAGUCGCGAAAUUGCUGUUUUUCUUUUUUCUUUAUCUCUCUCUCUCUCUUCCUCACUUUUGCUCGGGCUGCGCUUUGAGGUGUUUCUUUUCGAGUCGGUCUCGUGAUUUUCCCGCGUGUCGGAUCGGCCCGAUUCCUUCCGACCGUCGUCGUCGGUCCAAACGGCGGUAUUCUCGUCUUUCUUCACUGAUUACUAACACAACCGAACUCACAACACACUAACCAACUGCGUCUCUCGAGAACAAGCAUUAUGAUCUCGUCCAGGACAUCAUGCCAACGCCCUGAGUCCUGAAUGAGAAAACGAGUCCCACGAGGAAGCCUGCGGCGACUCCGACGACGUAAGCGAGCGGGGCCCUCGGUGCGAAGAAGGGGCUCCGCGGGAAGAGGGCCGCGUGAACGUAUCCCUGGGUCCGUCGUGGUGUUGUCCGCCGGGGGUGGCGGUGGCGGAGGGGGUGGAGGAGUUUGCAAGCGGCGUGAUUUGGAACGUCGGACGGGUGGCGGUCGCGGUGUCCCUUGUGUUCCCACCAUCAGCUCUUCUGUCGCAGGAAGCGCGGGAGGGUGCGGCCCCGUGGUGGGGCUCUCCUCCUAUAAAAAGCGCCAAGGCAGUGGCACCGUCUGGGGUCGCGGCAGCCGUGGACGCGGCAGGGGUCGCGGGGGCGGCGCGAACCUCUUGGGUUCCGGCGUCGCCCCCGCGAAUUACGCACCAGGACUGCAGGGCGUUGCGCCUGGGCUGCGGGAGGUCGUGAAUAUCCUCGGCGAGAGGAACCAAGCUGGCACCUUGACGGGCGUGGGCCCGCCGCCGGGAACGCUGGAUAACGAGAGCGCGUGCGACGAGGAGGAGGGGACUUCCACCAAGAGACCGCCGAGGCCUCUCUACAGGAGAUUAAUCAACUACGUGAGACAAGCCUGGACCGGCGUCAAGUUCGCCCUAGACUCGGAAUACGAGGAAGAGCAAACACCGAGAUACAGACCGGACUCUUUGGCGAGUCUUUGUCGAGCCACCAGAUUCACGGAGGCCGAGCUGAAGAGGAUAUAUCGCGGCUUCAAGGCUGAAUGUCCUACGGGAGUCGUCAGGGAGGAAACUUUCAAGUGCAUCUAUUCGCAAUUCUUCCCCCAAGGAGCCAAUACAAGCCAGUACGCGCAUUACGUUUUUAAUACUUUGGACCAGGAUCACAGCGGGCUUCUCAGCUUUGAGAUCUGAUUUUGGUGACCCUGAACCAUCUUGA
Molecule: messenger RNA, 1322 nt
Organism: Dinoponera quadriceps
Lineage: Eukaryota; Metazoa; Arthropoda; Insecta; Hymenoptera; Formicidae
Product: putative lysozyme-like protein
Exons: 7
Coding region: 389-1297 (302 amino acids)
Molecular function (GO): calcium ion binding
Source: RefSeq, a predicted model, not a curated record